Messenger RNA from Cylindrotheca closterium, 717 nucleotides. The record is from the annotation of a GenBank genome assembly. NCBI's taxonomy places the organism in Eukaryota, Bacillariophyta, Bacillariophyceae, Bacillariales, Bacillariaceae.
AUGGAAAGCCAUCUAUCCCCUCUUCACAACAAUGCCAUUGUCUGUUUAUUUAUGAUUCUUUCCUUCAAAUUAUGUAUUGAGCUUGCAUGCUGGACUCGCCUGCGUCUGAACCGAGGCAUCUCAAGACCGCUAUUACACAUCCUUUUGUCCUCGGGAGUGAUAUUUUGGCCAUAUUUUGAUGAAUCAGAUUGGAGCUGGAGGUUGAAUGCUCUCGUCCCUGCGGUUGUAGGGGUGCGAAUGAUCUACAAGGGGGGGAUUGUCAGAGAUCCUGUCGAUGCCGAUGUAGCGAAUAUGUCACUUUCCAAUUCUCCUGGGGACCUAUUAUUUGGGGCAUCUUUCCUGCCCCUCGUCAUGUGUUAUCUUGGUAUUUACCAAUUCUUGAAACCUGAGUGUGCAAUUGUUCCAGCUGCGUUCCUUGGAGAUAGUCUUGCCCCUCUAAUCGGAUCACGUUACGGACGCCAUUUAUUCCAGAUGCCUUUUGGUCAGAGCAAGACGAUGGAAGGUAGCAUUGUGGGAGUCUUCUUGGGCACAAUUAUGGGGUGUUAUUUCUACUCGUAUAUGAUGGGCAUGCAACUGCUUCCACUAAGAAUGAUCCUUGCGUACAGUGCAAUUGCAGCAGUUGCUGAAGCCACAUCUCCUGCCAACAUGGACAACCUUGCUGUCCCAAUUGUUCUUCUUUUCAGUGCAGAGUGGGUACAGCUGCUGAUCCCUGCGUAG